AAGGGAAUUCGGUGGAAGUUAGAGACAAGCUAAAGGAUGGAGGUGCAGUUAGGGCUGGGAAGGGUCUACCCACGGCCCUCGUCCAAGACCUAUCGAGGAGCGUUCCAGAAUCUGUUCCAGAGCGUGCGCGAAGCGAUCCAGAACCCGGGCUCCAGGCACCCUGAGGCCGCUAGCAUAGCACCUCCCGGUGCCUGUUUACAGCAGCGGCAGGAGAAGCCCCGGCGGCGGCGGCAGCAGCAGCACACUGAGGAUGGCUCUCCUCAAGCCCACAUCAGAGGCACCACAGGCUACCUGGCCCUGGAGGAGGAACAGCAGCCUUCACAGCAGCAGUCAGCCUCCGAGGGCCACCCUGAGAGCGGCUGCCUCCCGGAGCCUGGAGCUGCCACGGCUCCUGGCAAGGGGCUGCCGCAGCAGCCACCAGCUCCUCCAGAUCAGGAUGACUCAGCUGCCCCAUCCACGUUGUCCCUACUGGGCCCCACUUUCCCAGGCUUAAGCAGCUGCUCCGCAGACAUUAAAGACAUCCUGAGCGAGGCCGGCACCAUGCAACUUCUUCAGCAGCAGCAGCAACAGCAGCAGCAGCAGCAACAGCAGCAGCAGCAACAGCAGCAGCAGGAGGUAAUAUCCGAAGGCAGCAGCAGCGUGAGAGCAAGGGAGGCCACUGGGGCUCCCUCUUCCUCCAAGGAUAGUUACCUAGGGGGCAAUUCGACCAUAUCUGACAGUGCCAAGGAGUUGUGUAAAGCAGUGUCUGUGUCCAUGGGGUUGGGUGUGGAAGCACUGGAACAUCUGAGUCCAGGGGAGCAGCUUCGGGGCGACUGCAUGUACGCGUCGCUCCUGGGAGGUCCACCCGCUGUGCGUCCCACUCCUUGUGCGCCUCUGGUCGAAUGCAAAGGUCUUUCCCUGGACGAAGGCCCGGGCAAAGGCACUGAAGAGACUGCUGAGUAUUCCUCUUUCAAGGGAGGUUACGCCAAAGGGUUGGAAGGUGAGAGUCUGGGCUGCCCUGGCAGCACUGAAGCAGGUAGCUCUGGGACACUUGAGAUCCCGUCCUCUCUGUCUCUGUAUAAGUCUGGAGCAGUAGACGAGGCAGCAGCAUACCAGAAUCGCGACUACUACAACUUUCCGCUCGCUCUGUCCGGGCCGCCGCACCCCCAGCCCCCUACCCAUCCACACGCCCGCAUCAAGCUGGAGAACCCGUUGGACUACGGCAGCGCCUGGGCUGCGGCGGCAGCGCAAUGCCGCUAUGGGGACUUGGCUAGCCUACAUGGAGGGAGUGUAGCCGGACCCAGCACUGGAUCGCCCCCAGCCACCGCCUCUUCUUCCUGGCAUACUCUCUUCACAGCUGAAGAAGGCCAAUUAUAUGGGCCAGGAGGCGGGGGCGGCAGCAGUAGCCCCAGCGAUGCUGGGCCUGUAGCCCCCUAUGGCUACACUCGGCCCCCUCAGGGGCUGGCAAGCCAGGAGGCUGACUUCUCUGCCUCUGAAGUGUGGUAUCCUGGUGGAGUUGUGAACAGAGUCCCCUAUCCCAGUCCCAGUUGUGUUAAAAGUGAAAUGGGACCUUGGAUGGAGAACUACUCCGGACCUUAUGGGGACAUGCGUUUGGACAGUACCAGGGACCACGUUUUACCCAUCGACUAUUACUUCCCACCCCAGAAGACCUGCCUGAUCUGUGGAGAUGAAGCUUCUGGCUGUCACUACGGAGCUCUCACUUGUGGCAGCUGCAAGGUCUUCUUCAAAAGAGCUGCGGAAGGGAAACAGAAGUAUCUAUGCGCCAGCAGAAAUGAUUGCACCAUUGAUAAAUUUCGGAGGAAAAAUUGUCCAUCGUGUCGUCUCCGGAAAUGUUACGAAGCAGGGAUGACUCUGGGAGCUCGUAAGCUGAAGAAACUUGGAAAUCUCAAACUCCAGGAAGAAGGAGAAAACUCCAAUGCUAGUAGCCCCACUGAGGACCCAUCCCAGAAGAUGACUGUAUCACACAUUGAAGGCUAUGAAUGUCAACCUAUCUUUCUUAAUGUGCUGGAAGCCAUUGAGCCAGGAGUGGUGUGUGCCGGACAUGACAACAACCAGCCUGAUUCCUUUGCUGCCUUGUUAUCUAGUCUCAACGAGCUUGGCGAGAGACAGCUUGUACAUGUGGUCAAGUGGGCCAAGGCCUUGCCUGGCUUCCGCAACUUGCAUGUGGAUGACCAGAUGGCAGUCAUUCAGUAUUCCUGGAUGGGACUGAUGGUAUUUGCCAUGGGUUGGCGGUCCUUCACUAAUGUCAACUCUAGGAUGCUCUACUUUGCACCUGACCUGGUUUUCAAUGAGUAUCGCAUGCACAAGUCUCGAAUGUACAGCCAGUGCGUGAGGAUGAGGCACCUUUCUCAAGAGUUUGGAUGGCUCCAGAUAACCCCCCAGGAAUUCCUGUGCAUGAAAGCACUGCUACUCUUCAGCAUUAUUCCAGUGGAUGGGCUGAAAAAUCAAAAAUUCUUUGAUGAACUUCGAAUGAACUACAUCAAGGAACUUGAUCGCAUCAUUGCAUGCAAAAGAAAAAAUCCCACAUCCUGCUCAAGGCGCUUCUACCAGCUCACCAAGCUCCUGGAUUCUAUGCAGCCUAUUGCAAGAGAGCUGCAUCAGUUCACUUUUGACCUGCUAAUCAAGUCCCAUAUGGUGAGCGUGGACUUUCCUGAAAUGAUGGCAGAGAUCAUCUCUGUGCAAGUGCCCAAGAUCCUUUCUGGGAAAGUCAAGCCCAUCUAUUUCCACACACAGUGAAGAUUUGGAAACCCUAAUACCCAAACCCACCUUGUUCCCUUUUCAGAUGUCUUCUGCCUGUUAUAUAACUCUGCACUACUUCUCUGCAGUGCCUUGGGGGAAAUUCCUCUACUGAUGUACAGUCUGUCAUGAACAUGUUCCCCAGUUCUAUUUCCUGGGCUCUUCCUUCUUUCUUUUGCUUCUUCUCUCCCUCUUUUACCCUCCC
Molecule: messenger RNA, 2941 nt
Organism: Rattus rattus (black rat)
Lineage: Eukaryota; Metazoa; Chordata; Mammalia; Rodentia; Muridae
Gene: Ar
Product: androgen receptor
Biological process (GO): androgen receptor signaling pathway; regulation of DNA-templated transcription; male gonad development
Cellular component (GO): nucleus
Molecular function (GO): nuclear receptor activity; zinc ion binding; sequence-specific DNA binding
Source: RefSeq, a predicted model, not a curated record